AUGGUCAUUGUGGAGGGAUCACCUGAAAGAAUAUCUAAUAAGAUUGAACAAGGUUUGCGCACGAUUUUACAUUCAAAAGUUGCUGAAUCAGCAUAUUUGCUUUUAGGAUUUAAUAGAGAAGCCCUCACAUCUUUAACAUUUGAAAUUUUUAAAUUUCCAGUUAGGAGAGAAAUCGAUGGGGUAACCGUUUUUGGAGGUACAAUUUUAUUAUCUCCCGCAUUAUUCAAAGAAUCAGAACUAUCAAAGUGCUUUUUAAAGGUCGUUUUUGUGCACGAAAUUGCACAUCUAUUAAGAAGAAGAACAAAUCCAGAAUGUUAUAAUGCAGAAAUAGCAACACCAACACAUGAGGGCAGUUUUUUCGGUGGAAUUCCAGGCUAUGGAGAUUAUCUCAAUAUCGAGUGGUGCACCAGCGAGGGAGGACAUCAAGUUGAAAACGCAUUAUUUGGCGCUUUUGUGACCGAAGUAGAUAAAAGGCAGAUUAAAUACAUUAAUGAUCCUAGCAACUGAAAAAUUGAUCUUCAAAUCUUUAAAUCAGAGUUGGCAAGAAAGAUUAAAAGCAAUUCAUUAAAAUACAAUCAUUGCAGAGGCAGCAAUGGUGUAUUUAAAGUUGAUAGACUACUUCACAAGAGUCAAAGGUAAAAAUUAAUUAGAAAAUUAGUAUAA
Blepharisma stoltei is the source of this 663-nucleotide messenger RNA. Lineage: Eukaryota; Ciliophora; Heterotrichea; Heterotrichida; Blepharismidae. The record is from the annotation of a GenBank genome assembly.